AUGUACCCUCAAUCGCGACCAUAUCGAGUUCGUCGUCGUCGAGCUUCCUAUUCUCGACGAGGACCAACAUUUAUCCCUCGAGCUCCAUUACCAGGAGGUCCAGGAGCUGGAUUAGGCGCUGGUGCCGCUGCGGGUGGUCUUGCCGGUUUAAUCGGUGGUUUAAGUAUACCACUCCUUUGUCUUGGUUGUCUAUCAGCAUUAGCUCUUCUAGGGCUUUUUGCUACUAUGAUUGGUGCUGCAGCUUAUAUGAACGCCAUUCAACAGCAACUUCGUAGAAAUAUUCAAGGUGCUGGUACGAUGAUUGAACUCAACCUUGUGGUUCUCUUCUGUGCUCUUAUUUGCUCGAUUUAUAUGUUAUCAAAACAUCGUCGUGGUGUUGCUAGCACCUGA
Messenger RNA from Rotaria sp. Silwood1, 390 nucleotides. NCBI's taxonomy places the organism in Eukaryota, Metazoa, Rotifera, Eurotatoria, Philodinida, Philodinidae. The record is from the annotation of a GenBank genome assembly.